Molecule: messenger RNA, 4108 nt
Organism: Bombus terrestris (buff-tailed bumblebee)
Lineage: Eukaryota; Metazoa; Arthropoda; Insecta; Hymenoptera; Apidae
Exons: 2
Coding region: 905-3649 (914 amino acids)
Source: RefSeq, a predicted model, not a curated record
AGGCCUCACCAUGAACCGAGUCUUAUUAGCUUGCAGGAAACUUUAAUCCUAUAAGUAUUUUCGGUUUAUAACUGGUAUUUAAAAAGUCCAAACGGCGAUCAGACGAGCGUUCUGACAUCAAGAAAAAAAAGAGAUUCCUACUAACGCCGCCAUCAUCGUAGAAACGAGCCACGAGGACACACAUUCACCACUACACGCAGGACGUUGGUGUUUCCGGCAUGCCUAGGAGCCCACGACAUAAAAUACUGCAAAGUCUUCAAGGCGAAAUCGACAACAAAACGCCUAGAACUGGCAAAAAGGGCAUCACUAUGCACAAAUUGCCUAGGCAAAGGACAUUCUAUUACCCAAUGUCUCGGGUGUUCGUGUCGCACAUGCGGACAACGACACCACUCCUUGCUCCAUCGAGAACCGACCCACGUCAGUUCGAGGGUAUCAAGCGGUAGUUCAUCGAGCGGUCGGUCUUCUGGUGGUCGGUCAUCUAGUGGUCGGUCAUCGAGCAGUCUGUCGUCGAGCUGGCGGUCUUCGAGUGGUCGUUCAUCGGACGACCGAUCCUCUAACAGCAUCACCUGGAUCAACGAUAUCGCAUUCGUCACGUCAGUCGAGACGGACCACAGAAUCAAAGCGGAAAUCGCCUCCUUCAUCUCUAAAAGGUAGGAAAUCCCUUCCUCAACCCGACUCACGAUCAUCACGAACCAAAUACAGCGGAUCCAACUCAAUGUCAAAUCCUACCCGAUCAGAAAACAAGUGACUAGGAGAUACGACGUCGGCAAAAGCGACCGAUUUAAUCAACACAUCUCCACACGCCAUACUGCAUCAUGAUCUGUUGGUCACAGCACAAGUCAACAUUUUAGAUAAGAGGGCACAACCAAUCCGAGCCAGAGCUUUUAUAGACACUGGAUCCAGUAUGAACCUCAUGACCGAAGAGUUCGCAGAGUCCCUCGGUAUAAAGCGAAAGAGAUGCGCGGUCCCAAUCGGUACCCUCGAUAACUUAACCACCAUCGCGAAACGCCACAUCACGGCAACGCUUACUUUCACUGAUGACGCAUACGAAUGGACAUUGUCGUUCCUGGUCAUACCUACCAUAUCAACCCUGAUCCCUAACCAACGCAUCGAUCGCUCGCUCCUUGACAUACCGAGGAAUCUCAGAUUAGCCGAUACACGAUUCCACAUACCUGCCCCGAUCGAUGUAUUAUUAAGCUCGGGUUCAACACUUGCGUCGAUGUGUGUCGGGCAAAUAAUCCUAACGAAACCGGACGAGCCUGAACUACGACUUCAGAAGACACGAUUCGGUUGGGUAAUCGGGGGGAGUCCAACUUCCCAAACCGCGACAAGUACCUUCCACGCAUCCACUACGGCUCUACAAGCUGACGUCAAGCGGUUUUGGGAAAUCGACGAAGGACAGCCCACAACACACCUUUCGGAGUCCGAACGACAAUGCAAAGAGUACUUCAGGAACCACGUCCAACGUACCAGAGAAGGACGCUGCAUCUUAUCCCUGCUGUUCAACGAGAGGCUUCAUUCUCUCGGAUCGUCGAAGGCCGCUGCAAUGAGCAAGCUCACUUCUCUCCAUCGCCGUUUCCAACGCGAUAUACCAUAUGAAGGCGCGUAUAGUACUGUAAUACAAGAGUGUUUAGACUUGGGUCACAUGACGAAGAUUAACACUGAUCACUCCACUAAACACGGGUAUUAUCUACCACACCACGGCGUGAUCAAGGAAUCGAGCGACACCACUAAACUCCUGGUUGUAUUUGACGGAUCAGCAUCAUGUACCACCGGAGUUUCAUUAAACGACACCUUGCACACCGGACCAAAAUUGCAGGAGGAUUUGUUCGAUAUUCUACUGAGAUUCCGCUUUCACCAGUACGUACUAACUGGCGAUGUGGAGAAAAUGUAUCGACAGAUCCUAAUACGCCCAGAAGAUAGGAAAUAUCAACAAAUUCUGUGGCGCAAUUCCAACGGUGAAGUUGAAACAUAUCAACUUAACACUGUGACGUUUGGGUUAUUAGGAGCUCCAUACUUGGCCCUACGGAGCCUUAAACAGCUGGCAGACGACGAGGGACACCGAUUCCCACGAGCGUCAUCGAUACUACAGCGCAAUUUCUACGUCGAUGACGCCCUCACCGGAGUUGAUACGAAGGAAGAGGUACUGUCGAUAAGAAAGGAGCUCAGCGACCUUCUGCAAUCAGCCGGCUUCAACAUUAAAGAAUGGGCUUCAAACGAUCCGGGCAUACUUAAGGGGCUAUCCGAACAAGACAAAUGCAGGAAGUUACAAUUGGGUGAUUCUCAAACCCUAAAAACACUCGGGGUUUUUUGGGAUUCCCAGGUUGACGCAAUCCUUUAUGCGGUCGAUGUCCUAGCCAAGCUCCCACGGGUUACAAAGCGAUCAAUAAGUUCCGUGAUAGCCAGAAUUUAUUAUCCAUUAGGAUUGCUCGCGCCAGUCAUCAUUCGAGCAAAAAUCAUUUCGCAGCGAGUCUGGUUACUAAAGAUCGACUGGGAUGAAUCACUUCCCGUAGUCCUGCAGUCUGAAUGGAACCGGCACUUUAGCCAAUUGGCAUUGAUCAGCAAUAUUCGGUUUCCGCGCAAAACUGUAAGACCAGCAGACAUUAAGAUGGAACUCCACGGCCUUUGUGAUGCCAGCGAGAAGGCUUACGGAACUUGCGUCUAUCUCCGUACCGUUAGUUCCGCCGGCACCAUCCAAACCCGUUUGUUCACCGCAAAAUCAAGGGUCGCUCCACUCAAAACGCUGACCAUUCCACGAUUCGAAUUAAGCGGAGCACGCCGUCUGGCUUCCUUGAUUUCAUCAGUCCAGAAGGCCUUAACGAUCAAGAUCUCUCAAAUCGUAUAUUGGACCGACUCCACCAUAGUGAUCCAGUGGAUCAAGUCCUCGCCGCAUAUGUUAAAAACAUUUGAGGCGAACCGAGUGGCAGAGGUACAAACCAAGACCAACAUCUCCGACUGGCGCCAUGGGUCUACAGCCGAUAAUCCAGCGGAUCUCAUUUCACGAGAUCAGAUGCCCAAGGAGUUCCUGCGUCCGUCCAUUUGGAAAAAUGGACCAGAGUGGCUCCAGCAAAUCGAAGCACUCAUUCACUUACAAUGCAUUCAUUUUUCGAAGGAGAUUCGCACACUCCAGAAAGAUCCGAACACGGCCGUGGGAGGGAAACUCCAACGUCUAAAUCCUUUCCUCGACAAUGAAGGGAUAUUACGAAUCGGAGGACGCCUCAAUAACUCCCCGAUACCAUUGCAUCAAAAAUAUUUAAUCAUUUUGCCGAAAUCAUCGGUGACUGAGCUCAUCAUUGACCAGGUGCAUCGACGUAACCAUCAUUCAGGGACCCAGGCCACAUUAUACGUGGUUAGACAACGUUACCGGCUUGUCGACGGCCGAAGCCAAGUAUGGCGCACGAUCAAAAGGUGCGUCUGUUGUUGCAGAACUAAUCCACCAUCAGUAGGGUACCUAUUGGGAGAUCUGCCAGAGUCACGUAUCACCGAGUCGCGGCCCUUCACCAACAUCGGAAUUGAUUCUUGCUGCCCGUUCUACAUCAAGGAGAUCCCGUCUCUACGGGAUCACAAUCGCCGAAAGGUCAAGGUGGAACACGCUCACCAACAUACGGGAAGGAGAUCUCAGGACAACACAACCAAGCCGGUUAUCUAGUUGGCAACGUAUCCGCCAACUUAAACAGUAUUUCUGGAGCCGAUGGUACCGCGAAUAUAUCAACAAGUUAACCAGUCGUAACACAAGGGAAAACAUGACAUUCGUGAAGGUACUAUCGUAAUUCUCCGAGAGGAUAACGUCCCAUCUAUGCAAUGGCCCUUGGGUCGCGUAAUUAAGGUGCACUCAGGAGCCGAUGGAAUUAUACGAACAGCCAUGGUGAAGACAGCAACGAGUAUCCUGGAUCGCGGCGUCAAACGGCUGAUUCCACUGCCCUGUCAACCCGAACCAGAGAAACCCGGACAAUCACGAUCAUCGAAGAAGACGGAUGAAAGGCGCAUCUGAUACCAUCCAUAGAAUUUUUUUCGGUGCCCUCUCAACGGGGGGAGGAUGUUACGUCGCGUGAAAAGGUCCGCGCGACGUCCGUCAUUGUCUGACCGUCAAGGCCCAGCCUGUAUUAGC